AUGGCUGCCGCAGAUGUUGAGUUCCGGUGCUUCGUUGGUGGGCUUGCAUGGGCCACCGAUAACGAAGUUCUAGAGAAAGCUUUCUCUGCCUACGAAAAAAUCGUUGAAUCGAAGGUCGUUUAUUGUAGGUAUCAUCGAUCGGGAUCUGAACACCGAUUCGGAUUUGGAUCUUUUUUUUCUGAGCAAGCCAUGAGGGAUGCGAUUGAUGGCAUGAACGGCUCCAACCUUGACGGUUGUAACAUCACUGUCAACGAGACUCAAUCCCGUGGAGGUGGCGGAGGUGGUGGCUUCAGAAGCGGAGGCCGUAGUGGAUAUGGUGGUGGCGGAUUUAGCCGUGGCGGCGGCGGUGGAUACGGAGGCGGGACCAUCAUGAAGAUAGAUACAAUAGAAACGGUAGUGGCGGCAGUAGCUACGGAGAAAAAGAUGUGA
Arachis stenosperma is the source of this 429-nucleotide messenger RNA. RefSeq names its product small RNA binding protein 1-like. Lineage: Eukaryota; Viridiplantae; Streptophyta; Magnoliopsida; Fabales; Fabaceae. The record is from RefSeq and is a predicted model, not a curated record. Gene Ontology annotation, molecular function: RNA binding.